Insectozyma verbasci is the source of this 3069-nucleotide messenger RNA. Lineage: Eukaryota; Fungi; Ascomycota; Pichiomycetes; Serinales; Debaryomycetaceae. The record is from the annotation of a GenBank genome assembly.
AUGUCUAGAGUAACUGAAGAUGUUAUAGCUGACAUCAAACAAAAAAUUUCAGUUGAACAAAAUAUCAUUCAAGGUUUUCAAGAUGUUAAAAAAACAUCAACAAAUCCAGAAGUUAUUCAAAAAUGUAAAUCAAAAAUUAUUGAAUCACAAUCAAUUAUUGAUUAUUAUCAAGAUAGUUUGAAUAAAUUGACUAAACAAUUACAAAGAGCUCAAAUUAAUGAUAAUAAUUCUGGUCAAAGAAGUUUUAGUGAUCGAAGUUCAGUUAUAUCAGAACAUAAACCAGUUUAUUCCAGAUUAGAUUUAAUUAAAUAUGAAUGUCCUUCAUUAGGUCAUAAAAUUCAACAUAUGUUACAACAAUUGGAAUUUAAAGUUCAAGUUGAAAAUCAAUAUCGUGAAGCAAAUAAGAAAAUUUCUCAUUUAUAUUUAAUGGAUGGUGAUAAAUCUUCAAGUAAUGCAGCUGAAGGUAGUAGAACUGAAAGUGAUCAAAGAUUACAAUUAUUAGAAAAAGCUUUGAAAAAAUAUCAAAGUUUUCACAUUAAUUCUGAAGAUUUUAAUCGAGAUUUUGAAAUUAUGGAUACUCCAAAACAUGCAAGAAAGUCUUUAAGUGGUAGAUUGACAAUUUCAGUUACUUGUAUUAGAGAUAUUGAUCAUAUUGCAGGUGGGAAAUUUAGAAAAAGAGAAACGUAUAUUGUUAUAAAAAUUGAUGAUGUUGAAAAAGCAAGAACUAAAACUUCAAAAAAUGAUAAUUGGAAUGAAGAAAUUAUUAUUGAUGUUGAAAAACUGCAUGAAGUUGAAAUUUCAAUAAUGGAUAAACAAGGUAGUAAUUCCGUACCUGUAGCUAUAAAUUGGUUUUCUUUAUAUGAUUUAGCUGAAGAAAUACGUAAAAAGAAAGCUGCUAAAGAUCAAGGUUCAAAUGGUUGGCUCACAGCUUCAAAUUUACCACAAACAAAUGGUAAUAGUAUAAAUAGUAAUACAUUUAAUUCAAACUUAGGAUUACCACAAUCUGAUAUACAACCACCAAGAUCACCAAUACAAAGUUCACCACCUCAAGAUUCAAAUCAAAAAGUUUCAAUUAAUACUUGGUUAAGUUUAGAGCCAUGUGGACAAAUAUUGAUUAAUUUGAAUUUUGAAAAAUCUUUAAGUGAAGGUAAACAAUUUAGAGGUCCAUUAGGUCGUCAUGGUGCUAUUAGACAAAAGAAAGAAGAAGUUUUUGAACAACAAGGUCAUCAAUUUGUACAAAAACAAUUUUAUAAUAUUAUGUCUUGUGCUUUAUGUGGUGAAUUUUUAAGAUAUACUGGUUAUCAAUGUCAAGAUUGUAAAUUUUUAUGCCAUCGAAAAUGUUAUCAAAAAGUUGUUACUAAAUGUAUUUCAAAAUCUGGUGCUGAUUAUGAUGCAGCUCAAUUAAAACAUCGUAUUCCUCAUAGAUUUGGUCCCGUUGCUAAUCAUGGUACAAAAUGGUGUUGUCAUUGUGGUUAUAUUUUACCUUGGGGUAAAAAGAAUAUUAGAAAAUGUACUGAAUGUGGUGUUAUGUGUCAUGCUCAAUGUACUCAUUUAGUUCCAGAUUUCUGUGGUAUGUCUUUACAAAUGGCAAAUGAAAUUUUGGCUACUAUUAAAUCAACAAAAGUAUCACCAAAGAAAUCAGUUCAAGUUAAACCAUUACCACCGAAACCUCCAAUAACUACGUUACCUUCUUUAGAAUCUAAUCAUACCUAUGUUGAGCCAGAGGAAGAAAAUGAAAAAGAAUAUGAAGUUAAAUUACCAACAACAACUAAAAAUGUCUAUCAAGAACCAGUUGAAAUGGAGAAAACAAGACGUCGCCCUCCAAUAAAUAAUUUUGAUUUAAGUUUUGAUAAUAAAGAACAAUUGGAAUAUCGUCAACCAAAAGAAUCUAUUGAAAUACCUAUAAUUGAAGAAAAUGAAAAUAAAGAAUUUGAUAACUUUGAUUAUAAUAAUCAAGUUACACAAAAUCAAAUAGUACCACAAGAAAUUAUAAGUCCAUUUGUUGAUCAAAAAAUUGAAGAAGAAGUUAAACCUAAGAAACCAAAGACCAAAAAACGUAGAAGAAAAAUUGGUUUAGAUGAUUUCCAAUUUUUAGCAGUUUUGGGUAAAGGUAAUUUUGGUAAAGUGAUGUUGGCAGAAUCAAGACAUACACAAAAAUUAUGUGCAAUUAAAGUUUUAAAGAAAGAUUUUAUUGUUGAAAAUGAUGAAGCUGAAAGUGUUAAAUCUGAAAAAAGAGUUUUCUUAACUGCAAAUAAAGAAAUGCAUCCAUUUUUAUUAAAUUUACAUUGUUGUUUUCAAACUGAAAAUAGAAUUUAUUUUGUAAUGGAAUAUAUUUCCGGUGGUGAUUUAAUGUGGCAUAUUCAAAAGAAUAGAUUUACUGCUAAAAGAGCUAAAUUUUAUGCCUGUGAAGUAUUAUUAGGUCUAAAAUAUUUUCAUGAUAAUGGUAUAGUUUAUCGUGAUUUAAAAUUAGAUAAUAUUUUAUUAACUAUUCAAGGGCAUAUUAAAAUUGGUGAUUAUGGUUUAUGUAAAGAAAAUAUGUGGGAAUCAAAUACAACUUCAACAUUUUGUGGUACUCCAGAAUUUAUGGCUCCAGAAAUUGUUGCUGGUAAAAAUUAUAAUAGAAGUGUUGAUUGGUGGGCUUUUGGAGUUUUAUUAUUUCAAAUGUUAUUAUGUCAAUCCCCAUUUAAAGGUGAUGAUGAAGAUGAUAUUUUCAAUGCUAUUGAACAUGAUGAAGUUAAAUAUCCAAUAAGUUUAUCAAGACAGACUGUAUUGGUUUUACAAGCUUUAUUAACAAAAGAUCCAAGUCAAAGAUUAGGUAGUGGACCAAGAGAUGCUGAAGAAAUUAUGGAACAUCCUUACUUUCAUGACGUUAAUUUUGAUGAUGUUUUAAAUUGUCGUAUACCAGCUCCAUAUAUUCCUGAAAUUCAAUCAGAACAUGAUUAUUCAAAUUUUGAUCAAGAAUUUACAUCUGAAACUCCAAGAUUAACUCCUGUUGAAACUGUAUUAACGUCAGAAAUGCAAGAACAAUUUAGAGGAUUUUCUCAUAUAUCUGAUAAUGCAACAAUAUAA